This is a messenger RNA of Aphanomyces invadans, 240 nucleotides long. RefSeq lists its product as hypothetical. Bases 1 to 240 code for a protein of 79 amino acids. NCBI's taxonomy places the organism in Eukaryota, Oomycota, Saprolegniomycetes, Saprolegniales, Verrucalvaceae. The transcript has a single exon. The record is from RefSeq and is a predicted model, not a curated record.
AUGAGGCGUGGCCGUAUGCCCGUGCGACGUUUACGCCUUUUGCGUCUGGCCAGACGACUGGGACGAGCCCGGAAGCGACGGCAGACGAACCGAAUGACGUGGAUAUGGGCCAGGAUGAUGUCGUUGUGCGUAAUGCCCCUGCUUUACCGAAAAACCCGACGUUCAAGGGAUCCACGAAAGAAGAACGUCGAGCGUUUAUGGCCGCGUACAACCUGUACAUCAGCCAGACGAACGCUUUGA